GGUUAAUUGCCGGAAAAACCAUAUACUUUUUCAAAAUUUGGUUUUUUCCCAUGACAAAAAAAACCUGAACAUAAAUCCAUGAAUUGAACAACUUAUUGCAUUUUUCCCCCGCGUCCGUUUUCCGGCGAAAUUGAAUCCGAGGUGGCAAUCGGAAUUCCAGCGUGUCAUUGCCGGCAAUUGAACGAGACGACGUCGUUUUAAUUUUAAUUAAACGACGUCGUUUCAUGAUUUGUUGACAGUUGAAUUAGAAAAUCUGAAAUUAGGAUUUGGGAAACAUUUGGAGUCGCGAUUAGGGUUCUUCGAGCAAAAUGUCCGAAAGCUCGAAUUCAGGAGCUUUGCAACCGGCUGCACAAUGUGGAUGUCGAAUACCAGCCGUCCUUCGUGUAUCUCACACCGAGAAAAAUCCGUUUCGGCGAUUCCUUUGUUGUAGCAAUGUAAAGGGCGAUUGUGGCAUGUGGAAAUGGGUGGAUCCUGAGCUAUCGCCGUAUUACAAGACCACUGUACUGAGGUUGAAAGCUAUGGCCGAGGACGGUGAAGCUGGAGAUGGAAAUUCCGAUGGGUUGUGUUUUGCAAAAUCAAAUGAUGGAGAAUCAAUUUGUGUUGAUGAAGUGAAGACUAAUCUGAGAAAAUUGGAGAAUGCCGUGAAGAAUCUUGAAUGGAAGAUCCGAGCUUUAGUGGUUUUGUGUGUAGCUUGUGUUAUGGUUGUUUAUUUUGCCUAAUGCAAUUCAAUGUAAUAGUUUGUAACAAUUCUGUUAUGAUAAUCAAUGGAAAUGAAAUGUUGGUUUGUAACAAA
Molecule: messenger RNA, 793 nt
Organism: Salvia miltiorrhiza (redroot sage)
Lineage: Eukaryota; Viridiplantae; Streptophyta; Magnoliopsida; Lamiales; Lamiaceae
Exons: 2
Coding region: 309-719 (136 amino acids)
Molecular function (GO): zinc ion binding
Source: RefSeq, a predicted model, not a curated record